This is a messenger RNA of Gallus gallus (chicken), 7521 nucleotides long. RefSeq names its product solute carrier family 44 member 5 (gene SLC44A5). Gene Ontology annotation, cellular component: membrane. The transcript is spliced from 22 exons. Gene Ontology annotation, molecular function: transmembrane transporter activity. NCBI's taxonomy places the organism in Eukaryota, Metazoa, Chordata, Aves, Galliformes, Phasianidae. The coding region runs from base 204 to 2273 and encodes 689 amino acids. The record is from RefSeq and is a predicted model, not a curated record. Gene Ontology annotation, biological process: transmembrane transport.
GGGCACCGCCCCCGCGAGCUCGGCGCAAGCGUCGGCCGCGGUGCCGGCGGGACAGGAGGGUCGGCGGGGGGCGCGGGCGGCGUUCCCAGCGACAGAGCGGAGCGGAGCGGGGCUGCGCGGCCGCUACCUCCUCUCAUGCCUUCACGGCAACAAAGAGUGCGCUGAUCGGCGGGCUACUGUAGCACAGAGGGCAUCGGGGGACGAUGGCGAGGAAAGGAGAAGCCUCUGCGCCUCCCUACGGUGAACCAAGGAAAUUUGACCCAAAGUUCAGAGGACCUAUUCAUAACAGGCAUUGUACAGAUGUUAUUUGCUGUGUAAUCUUCAUAGUUGUCAUUCUGGGUUACAUUGCAUUAGGAAUUGUAGCUUGGGUACAUGGUGAUCCCAGGAAAGUGAUUUAUCCAACUGACAGCUAUGGGCAGUUCUGUGGUCAGAAGGACACCUUCAAUGAGAACAAGACCAUUUUGUUUUACUUUAACAUUCUGAAAUGUGCCAGUCCUGUAGUGUUAAUUAACCUACAGUGCCCUACAACACAGCUUUGUGUCUCAAAGUGCCCAGACAGGUUUGCAACCUACAUUGAUGUUCAAGCUUCCUACAGAUAUAGGCCAGAUCAGUGGAAUUACUUCAAGCAGUACUGCAAACCCGGUUUUAACAAUCCUCGCAAGUCUGUUGCUCAAGUCCUACGUGAUGAAGAUUGUCCUUCGAUGAUCAUUCCAAGCAGGCCUUUUCUUAAGAGAUGCUUCCCAGACUUCUCCACAAAGAAUGGUGUCCUAACUGUGGCAAACCAGACUACAUUCAAAGAUGGAAGAGGGAAAACAAGAAAUGUAACUGAUCUCAGGGAAGCUGCAAAUGGUAUCAACAAUGUCCUGGAUGCAAGAUCAGUUGGAAUGAAAAUUUUUGAAGACUAUGCCAUUUCUUGGUAUUGGAUAUUAAUUGGGCUGUUCAUUGCAAUGAUAGUGAGCCUGCUCUUCCUUGUGCUGUUGAGGUUCACAGCUGGGGUUCUCUUCUGGAUUUUCAUCUUUGGUGUGAUUGGAAUUAUAGGCUAUGGCACCUGGCAUUGUUACUGGGAGUAUGAUCAUCUAAAAGGAAUACCUGGAUCUGACCUCACUGUUUACGAUAUUGGAUUCCAGACAGACUUCCGAGUGUACCUUCAACUGAGGCAAACGUGGCUAGCAUUUAUGAUAAUACUUUGUGUUGUUGAGAUCAUAAUCAUAUUGAUGCUGAUCUUCCUAAGAAAUAGGAUCCGGAUUGCUAUUGCACUGUUAAAGGAAGGUAGUAGGGCUAUUGGCUAUAUAAUGUCUACGUUGUUCUACCCAAUUGUCACCUUCAUACUCAUUGCAAUUUGCAUUUCCUACUGGGCUGUGACAGCUGUUUUUCUAGCUACAUCAGGAGAACCUGUGUAUAAAGUAAUGGCUAAUCAAACACUGUGCAAGUAUGCAAACCUGACUUGUGACCCAGAGACAUUUAACACAACCAAUGUAACAAAAUUAUGCCCAGGUGCUCAAUGUACGUUUGCUUUUUAUGGAGGAGAAAGCCUGUACCAUAAGUACAUCUUCAUCUUUCAGUUAGCCAAUGCCUUUGUCUUUCUCUGGCUCGUAAACUUUGCAAUUGCACUGGGUCAGUGUACCCUUGCUGGUGCCUUUGCCUCUUACUAUUGGGCUUCUCGAAAACCAGCAGACAUUCCACUGUGGCCACUCUUCUCUUCAUUUGGACGGGCAAUACGAUAUCAUACUGGUUCACUGGCAUUUGGAGCCUUAAUUCUUGCAAUUGUCCAGCUGAUCAGAGUAGUACUGGAGUACUUGGAUCACAAACUGAAAGGUACACAGAACUCCUUCACUAGAUUUCUACUCUGCUGCCUCAAAUGCUGUUUCUGGUGUUUGGAAAAAUUCUUAAAAUUUAUAAACAGAAAUGCCUACAUCAUGAUUGCCAUAUAUGGUAAAAACUUCUGCACCUCGGCAAAGGAAGCAUUCUUUCUGCUCAUGAGAAAUGUGGUGAGAGUUGCAGUUCUGGACAAAGUUACAGACUUUCUUUUAUUCCUGGGGAAAAUUCUCGUAGCUGGUGGUGUAGGUGUUCUUGCGUUCUUCUUCUUCACACAGAGAAUACCAGUCUUUGCCCAGGAAGCACCAGCACUAAAUUACUACUGGGUACCAUUGUUGACUGUCAUUAUUGGCUCCUACCUAGUGGCACACGGGUUCUUCAGUGUCUAUGCAAUGUGUGUUGAUACACUUUUCCUCUGCUUUUAUUCGGAGGCCCUGCCUCUGCGAGACCGAGACUGAGCCCCACGUACCGCUGCACCCCGCUCGCUUGCCCGGCGUUCUAACCGAUCGGCCCGGAGAGAACCUCACUUAAGUCAGCCAUAGGACCCCAACAGCUGCCGCCCAGUAAUGUCGCCGGGACGCUGGGGGCGCGGCGCUUUGUUCUAACUGCGGCGAAGUUCGGGACGGCGCGGUGGAAGCCGUCCAGCGGCGGUGGGCAGAGCGGGAGCGCUGUGGCCAGCUGUGCCCUCCUGCCGUGCUCCCCGCCCCAGGGGAACUCUCCUCUGCGCCCUGACGGGCGGGGCGGUCCGGAGCGCCUCCGAUCCCCGAGCAGCCCCGCGGAGCUCCGGCCCCACGCGUUCACCUAGAAGCGCCUUUUGGGCGUCUCCCCUCCCGGGUACCCGCACGCCCAUCGCGCCGAGUGGAUCGCGGAGGGGAGGGAACGGCUACGGCCCGCGUCGUCGGAACGCGGCCGGAUCAGACCCGCGGGACGGCGGCAGGGAGUGCCGCUACCGGAGAAGAGAGUCGGCCGCGCUGCAUCUCCCCACGCCAUGGGAACCACCGCCGCGCCGCGGGGGGAGCACCGGAGAAUCUCUCUCCGUCCGUCCUGCCAGCCCGACCUUUCCCGUCAGGUAAAUCCCGAGGCACGGCAUGAGAACUGUCGCCUGUUCCAGAUGGCACCGCAGAAAAGCAGCGCCUGCCCUGGGGGUCGCCAGAAUGAUGCGACGUGGAGGAACCAGAGGCAGAGAGCUGGGGAGAGGCCGGGGGGCCCUGCAGCGCCCUUCGUUGCACCGUCGAUGCUUUCCCCGCACUGUUAACGAGUUUACUGCGCAGCGUUGGUGUGCGCUUCACGGACGGCUGCGUUUUAGAUUUCUGUGAAGCAGCGCCUUCCUGCAUGCGCGCACCUUUUAUCUCUAAUAAAUACAGCCUUAGGAGCCAACAAAAUCCAUACACGCGUUGUUCCCUGCAGCGAUAGCAAACGCGCAGCAGUAAUUCAUAAGACGUGUGCUGGAGGAAGGAAAAAAACGCACGGGAGAUUUAUCGGUGUUCCUUCUUACUCUCGGUGCACGCGCCCGGCGGCCGCGAGAACACCUGCACCCCUCACCCCGUUCUGCGCGGCGCCCCGCGGCCCCACCCGCGCUCUGCUCCGUUCCUGCGGCCGCGUCGGUCCCGCGCGGCACUUCAGAUCCGCCCAGGGCUGAUCCCGCGGCCGGGAGAUCGGCGGCCCCGGCAGCCACCGAGGGACGCGAAGACGGCGCGCCUCGCGAGCUCAGACGGAGACAACGGAGCUCGGCUACUUCUCCAGAGUCCUGUCUAAAUUUCAUCGCUUCGGUUACCCGCUCUCGGAAUAUUAGUAAGUAUUGCUAGCAUAGCUUCGUUUCUGAGGAGGUGAAAGCAGGCGGACGCACAGAACUUAGUGGCAGGGAGAAGCGGGCCGAGUGGAGCGGAGCUGCCGGGGGCGGUCGGGACGGGCCCGUGCUCGGCCUCGUCCCGUCGGGACUCAGAGCGGAGCAGAGCGCGCGCUGCGGAGAGCCCGGGUGGGAGCGCGGUGUUCCGUGCGCGGAGGACUCUCCGAUGGGGGACCUCGUCUGUUCCUCUCAGAAGUAGUGCAAGGACGGGGGGAGGGAGCGCUAAACGUCUGUGCACGGGAGAGAUCUUUUAAAUAUAUGACAGCAGAGCACAGGGCUGAGCGCGGACAGCAAGAGUUGUAACAAGAGGGUGUUGGCAUUGGGCUUCUCGAGCAAAGACAACACCGCGGAGCGAGUGCACGCGGCGGGACGUCUCUCUCUGAAGGGCGCUUCAGCGAAACGUAUUCACAGAGAAAACGGACGGGCUGCUGAGAAAUUAAACGUGGGACCGCGGUGAGUCCGCGAAAAGCGGACGCCGACACCAAGCUGCGGACAGUCCGAGCUGUCGCUUCCGAUAGCCCUGCUGGGCUCGGCCCAUUGCCGUCCCCCACCGCUCUGGGUGUCCCCGGAACAACGGCCAACGGCUCUGCCUCACCCGCGCCUCCGCCACAGCCGGGCUGGGGAAGUGCCGCGGGUUUGGACGAAGCGCGGCGGGACGAGCGGCGCUCCGCUCGCGGUGUUUCACGUCGCUGCCGAAGGGAACGCGGUGUGCCCUACGGGGUGGAAACGAGCUCCCGCUGCGCGGCCCCGUCUCGCAGCCUCACCUCCCCUCUCGUUUACGUCCCGCGGGUAUCCCCGCGGCCCCGGAGGGCGAGGCGAGGACCGCCAGCAGAUGCUGCCGUGACUCUGUGCGGUCCGCUCUUUGUGCAGCCCAGGUCCGCGCGGUCCCUUUCUUGGCCAGCAAGAUGUCUGGCAGGAGAGAUGGGUUAAAAAGCGGAGCUGAUAGCUGUAGGGACAAAGUUCACUUCCAUGCACGCUGCCUUUCCUGUCUCAGGUAUCAUCUUUCGCAUGCUUUAACAUUUGCCCACCUGUGGGUAUCUGGAGGUUUUUCAUCUCUGGAUCUCAGCAUCCUGACCUCGGGGAGAUGGGGGGUGGGGGGUGGUGGCGGCGGCUCUGUGGUCUGCGGAAGUCAGGCAAUGAAGUGAAGCCAGCACACUUGGGCUUGCUCUUUGUGAGUUCGCACUCCCCCUGGCUCCAGCCCUGGUGAAAGCUGCAGUCUGGACUACUCCUGAAUUCCUGUUUCUGGACUGGGUUAGCGAGAAGUAAACCAACCCAAUCAGUCUCCUACCUGUUAUUUGUUUUCCAUACCAGAGUAGUGCACUCUUCCUUGGGCCAGGCUGUCUCCGGCUCUUGGGUCCAGUAUUUCCUGUAGCUUUAUGCUCAUGACUAUUCCAGCGUGGAGCUCUGAGUCUCUUGUUUGGGAAUGACCAGAUGGGUCUGAGGGAAAAGUUUCUGUGUCCGACUUGGAUGUGUGAGACAGCUGUUCCCUCACCAAAGUUCAGGACCGGAUGCAAUGUACGUUUUUAUUUUUCUUUUCUCUGUAGGAGGUGUAGAGGCAGAGGAGGCAAAGGGCAAGCAGGGGGUUAGUGGGGUGCAGCCCUGCAUUUUUUUUAGUGCAGUGGCCCUCGCACUGCAGGAGGAAGUGCAGAGUCGUUUCAGCACCCUAGAGAAUAACGGCAGUAAUUUUGCCCUUUUUACUCCUUGUUGCACUUCUUGGUCCCUACACCGUAAACAGAUUGUAUUGGUGAAACUUGUGCAUGUUCGAGUGGAGUGCUGCAUCUUAUGUGGUUCUGAAGUCAUGGUGAAAACUUUAUGUAGAAGUUGACUUUUCGAGUUUGUAAACAUCUGUGCUAGUUGUACCAUACUGUCAUGCAGACAGAGAAAGUGUUGUGGACAGAGGAAAAUAAAGCAGCGAUCGAAUGUUAUGAAAGAGCACUUUGCCCUUAGCAGAACCAACACGGAAAGCAUCGACGAUUGUUUAUAAAUACACAGCUACAAAACUUACUGCCCGCUUUCCGCUGUAGGAACGUCCUCUUUUCUAAGAGCGUGGUAACUCCGUGCUGAAGGGCCCGAAAUGUUUCCCUGGGCUAUCGGAUCUGCCCGCUUAAUUCCUUUCACUUUUGUUUAUCCGCUGAAUAAACACUGCUCUGUGGCAGCAGACCUGAGCCGUCACAUGGAAUCGGGGGGCGGCGGGGGGCCGCCGCAGCGUCUCGCGCAGCCGCUUCAGUCGCCGCCGGUGAGAACAGAGUGCCUUUUUUUUUUUUUUUCUUUCUUUCGUUCUUUUUUUUUUUUUUUCCCGCCAGGAGCCUUUGCUGGGCCGCGGAGGGGUGGCCUCGUUGUCCCUUCCCCGCCCCGGCCUUUGCGGAACGUCCGAAGGAGGACGGAUUGGGUCCGCUCGUCCGCUGCCCUGAGCCGCCGCUCCGCGCCGCAGGGACGCGGUGAGCGCCCGGAGGGGAGCGCGGGGCUCAGCGGCUGCGCUCCGUCGGACGCCGUCGGGCUGUCCCGGCCCCACGGGUCGCUGCCGCACGAGUCGGCAGCGGCUGCCGCUGGCGGAGGCUGGAGGGAAACAGCGCUGCAACAAUUGAGAUGGCAAAAAAAAAUAUUUGGAGACGAGGCUGUUGAAGCAAAACUUCCCGCUGACGCCGAGAUAGAGCCGUCGGGCGACAGAGGGUGUGGGGAGGGCCGAUGGGGCACGGUCCCGGGCUCCGCCGGGUGCCGCAGACCGGGGCCGAUGCCUCCAGCCUCCGGGAGCAACUGGGGCGGCGGGACCCGGGCUACAGCUUUCCGACAAGCGAACACCCCGCUUUAACAGCUCCCCGAAAGGAAAGGUCCUAGAGUUGGCACAGGGACAAAUACAAAUUACAGACAGGAGAAUAGGGUCUGCAGAUCUCCUCGCGUGAGCUCAUUUGCAGAGUAGGCGGCUGCCUUUGUCUUUCACAGGACUUUUUCCUUCAUCUGAGUCAUACCACUGAAUGCCAAGCGCAACUCAGGGCAGGAAUCGGAAGUUACUUGUUUGAACGAAUGAAAACUUCCCUCCCUUACACGCCAACAAAUGCUUUUCAGAGAAAAACUAUAUUUGCUGCCUUGGGACGACACCCUUUCUCUUUCCAACGUCGAAGGCUAUGCUUUGGUAAGCAGCGUGCACAGUGUGAUCCUUAGUCCCAUCUUCUCACACGUACCAUGCUCUGAGCACAACAGAACUGUUGAAAUGUGCUUGCUUUUGCUUGCCAUUUAGUCAGAGAUUUCUAAGUUGCCAAUUAUUCACAGAUUUCAUUUUUUUCCCUCAAAACUCAGCUGCGGGUGUUCGGGGGACUUUGCCUCAAGUAGUGCUUAGCUUGGUAGAAAACAGGAAUCAGAGAAGAGUGCUACCUCUGAGGCUAACAGAGUCUCUCAGACUCAGUGGUGGGACUUUCUGGUGAGGUGUCACUACAAGAAACUGCUCUUUGCAGUGUGAAUUAAAGGACGCAUUAACUUCUUUUCACAGUGUAAGCUUUCAGAAUUUUCCCCGGCUGCUUUCUGACUUUUUGGACUGAUAAAGUGUUCAGUGUAUGUGUGUUAAAAUGAAAAUGGCUGCCAAAAAAAGCACACUUGGGCCUCCCUAGCUGGAGAUGCUUUGUUUAUUGAAUUGACAAGCUGGGAAGGAAGCUCGUGGAAAAGGUGAUUAAUUUGUGCCAGAUCUGAAAACCACAGAGGAUCUCCAGAAACGGGACCCCAGCUUCCUACCCACAGGCUACAAUUGCCAGAAUAUUUGCACAUAUCUACAAACAACGAAUCGAGAUUCACACAAGAUUUACAAUUUUAUGUACAAAGUCCUACUGUAAUUCCCGGAAAUAAAAUAAGUUUGUUUUGGAAGUGCGGGC